Molecule: messenger RNA, 3574 nt
Organism: Oreochromis aureus
Lineage: Eukaryota; Metazoa; Chordata; Actinopteri; Cichliformes; Cichlidae
Gene: cyth1a
Product: cytohesin 1a
Exons: 10
Coding region: 236-1267 (343 amino acids)
Biological process (GO): regulation of ARF protein signal transduction
Molecular function (GO): guanyl-nucleotide exchange factor activity
Source: RefSeq, a predicted model, not a curated record
CUUGGGGUGGGGGGGAUUAGGUGAAGCAAGGUGACACAGUGCAGGAUCUUACAGUUGGAAUCCUUCCAUGGAGGGAACAGCUGGGAGCAAGGAGUGACAGGUGCACUGGGGAGACUGGGAUCUUCACAACUUUUCUUUCACAUCAGUCACAGUCAUAAGGAGGGAGGAACUCAGGACGAUACACAGCUGCAGUCUGAGACAUACACUCAGAUACGGAGAUUAACACGCCGGAGCUAUGGGGACAGUCAGUGAACUAUGUGUGUCCAGUUUUCAGACCUUCUUGUGCCCUGCUGUGAAGCCACUCGAGGAAGCUCCAGUGCCGGACGACCUCACUCCAGAGGAGCAGCAGGAGCUGGAGAAUAUCCGCCGGCGCAAGCAAGAACUGCUGGAGGACAUUCAGCGGCUGAAGAAUGAGAUAGCAGAAGUUACUAGUGAAAUUGAGAACCUGGGUUCCACUGAGGAGAGGAAAAAUAUGCAGAGGAAUAAACAGGUGGCCAUGGGCCGUAAGAAGUUUAACAUGGACCCCAAAAAGGGGAUCCAGUUCCUGAUUGAGAAUGACUUACUGAAGAAUACCAGCGACGACAUUGCUCAAUUCCUCUACAAAGGAGAGGGCCUGAACAAAACAGCCAUCGGAGAUUAUCUCGGAGAGAGAGAUGAUUUCAAUAUCAAAGUCCUCCAAGCUUUUGUGGAGCUUCAUGAGUUCACAGACCUCAACCUGGUUCAGGCAUUAAGACAGUUCCUAUGGAGCUUUCGGCUGCCAGGAGAAGCCCAGAAGAUCGACCGCAUGAUGGAAACCUUUGCUCAGCGCUACUGCCAUUGCAACCCUGGUGUUUUCCAGUCUACAGACACAUGUUACAUUCUGUCAUUCGCCAUCAUCAUGCUAAACACCAGCCUCCACAAUCCAAAUGUAAAGGACAAGCCGACCGUGGAACGGUUUAUCUCCAUGAACAGAGGCAUAAAUGAUGGAGGUGACUUGCCUGAAGAUCUGCUCAGGAAUUUGUAUGAGAGCAUCAAGAACGAGCCUUUCAAAAUACCAGAAGAUGACGGCAAUGACCUCACACACACUUUCUUCAACCCGGACAGAGAGGGCUGGCUGCUAAAACUGGGAGGUAUGUACACCUGCUCUUCCCCAACGCUAGUCCAUCUCUCAGCUCUCAGGUGCUUUCGGUGGCCUGCCAUGCUUUCGUUCUCUUCCUUGUUUAUUACAUUCAUACAGAGUUAUUUUGUGUGUAGAUUUUUUUUUUUUUUUUUUUUGUCUCCCCAUUGACUCAUUUGAACUUCAGAUGUUUGUUUGUCUGUGCAGUCUCUCAUGGAGCUGGUGGUUUUGUCCAUGCUCUUUUAUCUUUGUCGGGCAGUCGCCGGGUGCAUUUGUCACCCUGUGGACUCGACUCGGGGAGCUACUGCUUUGUGACCACACUACUGAGCAAUUUGGCCUUUUUUCCCUCUUUGCACUGUGGUGGUCACUCUCUUUGAUCUCCCGUUUUUUGGAAGCUGCAUUAUACCUUUUUUCCAUACAGCGAGCGCAACAAAGGACCUAGCUUUGAAAAAUUGAUCAUGCACCAGUGUACACAUUGGAAGCUGUUGUUUGCUCUCUGAUUGAAUGGAAAGGGAAUACUGCACCUUUUCAUCAAUGCAGCUUUCCUUAUCUCCUUGUAUAAUUCCUACACGUGGAUCUGAAGGUUAACAUUGUGGCUCAGGUUGGUGUGGUGCUGGACCGGACUGGACCAAGCUGUGGGAAGAUGGCAUGAACAGAGGAGUGUGCUGAAAGGAGCCAGGCAUUGUUUUAUUGAUAAAUUUAUAUAUUGGUGUUAGUGGUGCAUGUUUUCUUUAAAUUACAAAAAAGGGGGUAACUAAAUCCAACUUGGGGUUAUUAAGCAUCAAUUGCUAAUUGAUCAGAAUGAGAAAAAUCAUCCUCAAAUAAACAAUCCCCUCUUAACCUCCUCUCGUCCAGCCUCCCACAGUCCCGUCUUGCAUGGGUGACUCACUCCACUCAGCCCCACUCGGGCCUAGCACCGUCCACACACCUCUCUGCAACAAUCUGCUGGGACGUCCUGCCUCGUCCCAGACAUUCUUGCACAGGAGGCGGUGAACUCUUUAUUUUUCUCAGAGUGACAGGAACUGACACGGCCAUCAGACCAAUCGCAACUUUCAGCCAACCCAAUCAACUUUUAAGCCGUCAGCUGUGUGAUUCUGCCAUCGCGUCUGUGCUCUCUGUCGGUCUGCUUUUUUCUUUUUUUCUUUUUUUGCUGUUGCAACAUGCUGAUGAGUCAAGGUGCGGCGAGGAGCCCUAUAUCUCCAUUUCCGUCUGCCAGUUCAGGCGUGUCGACAGUUUCUGUAACUACUAAACGUAGACUGAAGUGUUGUGCCUGUCAUGAUGUCUGUAAUAUGAUGGGAUAUCAUAUACAGCGUGUCUGCUGCUAUAUGAUAAUACAAGUGUGUUCUACCUGUCUAUAGAAACAUCUUCAAACCCUUGCUUAUGGUAAAUGGGUUUCAAAAUGCAGCUUUUUACUAACAUUGGUGGUGGGAAAACCUAGUCUAGACUAGGCUUAGUAGGCUUAUGACUGUCAUCGUUAGAAGGACCCCUCCCCAAUAACUAAAUACUAUUUCUAUAUAGAUGCAAAAUUACUUAACUAAGCCCAAACAGGAUAUUUAAGAUUGCAAUGCCUGUGGAGAGACUAAGCAUAACUUCAGGCACUGAGCUUCCUGCCCCUCUCUUUGUUGGCAUCCUAUCCUCCCAGAGUGUGGCUGCCAUCUGGUACUGUGAUCAUGUUUCCCCUCACAGGAAGCAGGGUGACAAAGGGGGUAAGAGUUCAGCUAAAGAUCAACAAGAGCAGAGUCAAGCAAUGAGCCCCUGCUGCACUUUAAAAUGAAGAGAACUUAAUCCACAGUCCCUCCUCACUUUCUAUGUUCAGCCCUUAUAUAUGGAUUUUGCAGCUUUCUAACUGUUGUCCAGUAACAUAGGUGGUUCAUCAAGCUUAGUGAAUGCAGAGCAUAUAGAUCUGUAUGCUCUAUUGAUUCUGGCUCUCUAGGCCUUUGAGUAAAAUGCUGUUGAGCCAAGAGAGGAGAUGCCAGUUUUUUCAGUCAUGUCAAAACAUGAUUGAAAAGUAGCAAACAGCUUUCGACUCAAUCCUCAGAUGUAAACUCCAGGUAGUUUUUAUAUGCAUUUAUCACCUAUAAGGGGUUUCUUUAUCAUAUUAACAGUAUAUCAGACUGGAAAAUAGCAAUCAGGCCCAUAAAUCAACAAAUACAAGCGAAAGGAUAAAAUAGUUAUUAUAGCUACAAAUGGUGUGGUGAUGGGGAGCACAUGGCAUGGACAUGGGUUAGGGUGGAUAGUGGGGUUCCUUAGGUAAAGGGAGUCCUCUGGAGCCGUCAUCUGUCUGUCUGCUCAUACAUCUGUCUGCCUGUCUGCUGCUCGACACGGUGCUUUGGUGCUCGUUUCUCUUUCCAUAUCGCUUCUCUUGCUGAGCCUUUCUGAUGCUUGCUGUUUGCUCCACAGGGGGACGAGUUAAAACUUGGAAGAGGAGGUGGUUCAUCCUCACAGACAACUGUCUGUACUACUUCGAGUACACCACAG